Molecule: messenger RNA, 2734 nt
Organism: Nymphaea colorata (pocket water lily)
Lineage: Eukaryota; Viridiplantae; Streptophyta; Magnoliopsida; Nymphaeales; Nymphaeaceae
Product: choline transporter protein 1
Exons: 10
Coding region: 298-2403 (701 amino acids)
Biological process (GO): transmembrane transport
Cellular component (GO): membrane
Molecular function (GO): transmembrane transporter activity
Source: RefSeq, a predicted model, not a curated record
AAGGGGUUUUACCCGAGAAAAGCUGACUCGUACAGUCGUACUUCGAAUAUCGCAGUCGGGCGAGGGCUUGUGAGUCCCAUCUCGGGACGAUGUCAAGUCACUGAAUCGUCUUGCCAAACGUUGUUCUCAAAUGGCAGGGUGGAACAUUGCCAGGGUUCUCGUAGUUGAUUGAUUCCUUCACCAUCCCAGUUCCUCUACUUCACUCCCUCUCGCACUUGCUGUAAACCCUAGCUUCGCAACUAUCAUUUUCUUCAGGGCCUCGAGGGAAGUGAGAACCGAUAGAGUGAGAAAGAUAGGAUGGGAGGUCCUCUUGGUGCAAUCAUAGGGAGGUACCCGACAUCCGCCGCGCACCCCAAUGGGGAUCCUCAGCAGCAAAGUGGCAUCAUUAAUCACAACAGGAAAUGCAGGGACGUGGUCUUCCUCAUCAUCUUUAUCGCCUUCUGGGUUGCCAUGAUUGUUAAUUCUAGCUUUGGUUUCAAUCAAGGCAAUCCUUUGAGGCUUGUCUAUGGACUUGAUUACAAGGGAAAUGUCUGUGGGGAUAAGCAUGCGGAGCCAAAUCUCCGAGAACUGGAAGUUAGAUACUGGGUAAAUCCAAAUCAAGUGUAUGAGAGCAGUUUGCCGGAAACAAAAUUCAAAGUCUCAGAUGCACGUGCCGUCUGCUUGAUGGAGUGCCCUAUUCCAUCAGAAGAUUCACUCAAUUGGGUGUGUGACUACCCUGAUGGGGAUAUUCGCCUCACCGUGGAUGACUGGAUAGAUAGAAAUUAUGAUUACUUUGAAUUUCUCACUCCAUCUAUGAGGAAUAGUUCUCUUCAGCUUCAGGGUCCUUGUUACCCUGUCAUAUUCCCUAGUAUUAAUGUAUUCUGGAGCUGCCAGUUAAUAUCACGUGCUUCAAAUGAGUCUUUAAGGCAGUGGAAGCAGAUGGGUGGAGUAAAUAUCAACGAGCAGAGACUCAUGGAACAGUCUGUUCAUGGUGUCAUCAAUUCCCCAUCAGCUGUGUUGAAGAGGUAUGUGGCUGAUAUUGGCAAAGCCUGGCCUGUCCUGGUUGUUUGUGGAGGGAUACUGCCUUUGUUUUUGUCAGUUAUUUGGCUAUUCAUGGUUCGUCAUUUUGUUGCUGUAAUGACAUGGGUCACUGUGAUUUUAUUCAACAUUCUUGUAGUAUCGGUCACAAUGUUCUUCUAUAUGAAAGCUGGGUGGAUUGGAAAUGAUGCAAUCUCGCCAGUGGUUGGUGAACCUGAUCCAUAUAUCAGUAUUAGUGGAAGAGAGGUAAAUCACCUUCGAGCCACUGCCAUUCUGAUGACCGUAGUUAUGGUCAUUGCAGUUCUAUCCUCAAUAGCAAUUAUUCGCCGCAUUCUCAUGGCGACAUCUGUCCUAAAGGUUGCUUCCAAGGUUAUAGGAGAGGUUCAGGCUCUGAUUAUCUUCCCAAUCCUUCCAUACACUAUGCUAGUCAUCUUUUUCAUGUUUUGGUUCUCUGCUGCCCUUCAUCUCUUCAGUUCUGGGCAAGUUCUUCAGAAUAAUUGCAACAGUGAUUGCUGUUCUUAUGAUCUAAAGUUGAAUAGGGUAAAGUGUGAUGGUUGCUGUGGCUAUAGUGUUCAUUAUACUCCACAUAUUGCAGCAGCUAUCAUUUUUCACCUCUUUGGAUGUUAUUGGGCAACCCAGUUCUUCAUUGCUUUUUCAUCGACAGCAAUUGCAGGGUCUGUUGCUUCAUACUAUUGGGCAUCUGGUGAAACAUUGGAGAUUCCAUUUCUGCCAGUAGUUUCUUCAGUGAAGCGCCUUGUACGAUACAGCCUUGGCUCUGUUGCUCUUGGUUCACUUGUAGUGUCUGUUGUUGAAGCAGUUCGCUUCAUGUUGGAAUCAGUACGACGUAGGCUGAGACUAACUAAUCUUUCAGCAUUUAGCUGGAUCGGCAAAAUGCUAUCAUGUUCUUCCCAGUGCUGCCUUGGUUGUGUUGAAUGGACCAUCCAGUCUUUUAACCGCAAUGCUUACAUAAUGAUUGCUAUUACUGGUAAAAGUUUCUGCAAAGCCUCUGCAGUGGCAACAGAACUUAUCAUGAACAACAUACUCCGGAUAGGAAAAGUUAAUGUCACAGGAGAUGUUAUUCUAUUUCUUGGGAAGCUAUGUGUCAGCCUCAUUUCUGUCCUUUUUGCAUUUCUCAUGUUGGACACACACAAAUACAGAUCUGCGCAUAACAAGAUAUCCUCACCUCUGUUCCCUGUACUUAUCUGUUGGGGACUUGGAUAUGUUGUCGCAACACUUUUCUUUGGAGUAGUUGAGAUGGCAAUAGACACCAUCAUCCUCUCCUUCUGCCAGGAUGCUCAAGAGCACGAAGGAACAGCUCAGUACGCUCCCCCACUUCUGAUGGAGACCCUUAAUAACCAGGAGGAAAUGCAGAGACUCACUCAAUGAAUAGCUAAUAGGGAUCUUUAGCCACUGUUGGAGAAUGGUUUGAAGCUCAAUGCUAUUGAAAUUGGAGUAGAUUUAUUUUUCAUCUACUCCCAACACAUGUAGAGUUUGAUGAUUUUGGCAUUGCAGUUACAGGUCACCCUGUCAAGGGGUAUUGCGUGUGCAGGUCGCUCUCACAAUGGGGGUGCUAGUUAGGGCAAUAUAGAAGUUUCUCCAGCGUUGGCCUCUGCUGAAGAACUGGGCUUCGAACUCUCUAUUUUCGGAUUGGUGUCGAACAGGUGUAAAUUGACUUUGUCGCUUGUGGAAAGAAAAGGGUGUACGAGCAUAUACUUAA